This is a messenger RNA of Linum tenue, 1185 nucleotides long. NCBI's taxonomy places the organism in Eukaryota, Viridiplantae, Streptophyta, Magnoliopsida, Malpighiales, Linaceae. The record is from the annotation of a GenBank genome assembly.
AUGACAUACAACACCCACCCGUUCCAGCUGCUAGAGAUCAACGUGAUCUCGGCGCAGGACCUGGCGCCCGUGUCCAAGUCAAUGAAGACGUACGCGGUGGUGUGGGUCCACCCGGAGCGCAAGCUGAGCACCAAGGUCGACCAGGGAGGCAACACCAACCCUCAAUGGAACGAGAAGUUCGUCUUCCGCGUCGACGACACCUUCCUCAAUGCCGACACCUCCUCCGUCAUGAUCGAGAUCUACGCCGCCGCCUGGCUCCGCGACGUUCAGAUCGGCUCCGUCCGCGUGCUCAUCAGCAACCUCUUCCCCUCUGGCAACCAUAACAACCACAACAACAACAACGCCAAGAUGCGGUUCGUUGCGCUCCAGAUCCGACGUCCCUCCGGUCGCCCCCAGGGGAUCCUCAACAUGGGGGUGCAGCUCCUGGACAACACCAUGCGCUCCAUGCCGCUCUACACCGAGCUCUCCGCAUCGGGCGUCGGCCUCAACGACCUUAUCGACGCCAAGGCCUCUGCGGGGGCAAAGAAUCUCGAGGAGAAGACCGCCAGGCUCCGCCGCACCAAGAGCGACCGCACCGACCUUACCUCCACUGAUCACGACACCAAUGCCCCCCGCGCCCGCGGCUACGGCAGCAGCUCUAUGGUGGGGCCCAGCACUGGUGGCGGUGGUGGCUCCUUGGUCAACUCCUCCAUUGUACCCAGUAAUAAUAAUAAUAAUAAUAAUAAUAAUAAUAAUAAUGGCAAUGGUAACGGGAGCAUGGUGAACGGUGGGUCCCAGUGCUCCGACGUGGGGCCGUCGGCAUCGGUGGUGGCGGCAGCGAUUGCGCAGGGGUUGAUCAAGCCGCCAGCUGGCCACGGGGAUGCGGGGAGCUCCGUGCUGGAGGAUUGGACGGAAAACGACAGCGUAGAAGGGCUGAGGACGAAGCUGGAGAGGUGGAGGACGGAGCUUCCGCCGAUCUACGACACCGACGUCAAGAAGAUGCAGUCCAGGAGCAGAAGGAAGGGGAACCACCAGCGGCGGAAAUCGGAAGGCACGAGGUUAUUCUCCUGCUUCGGGAAUGCAUGCGGCUGCGAGAUCACCAUCACGUGCGGCGGAGGUGGAAAGAAGAAGAAGAAUGGAGCUAAUGGGAAUAAGCACGGUGGUCGACAACACUCCAGCUCUGUUGACAGCCAAUCCUAUUUUUAA